AAACCUAGUUGCAGAAAACAUUCCCUGCUAUUGGUUGAAAGAGACGUCAAUCUGAGCAAUAGGCAAUUCUAUUUGCCAUUAUUAUUUGAAAAGGACGCGUCACAGGGGAAAUAAUACUUUAACCUGGUAGUUAAUGUUUUUACUGUCCCCUUGAACCUGCCACUCAUUCUGCUCACAUCAGGACAGAAACAUGGCAAACGUAGGAAGGCUCUCCACCAAGGAUGCUGUCCUCUUGCUGUGUGACAUGCAGGAGAAGUUCAGACCAAACAUCUUCCAGUUCACCAACAUCGUUAGCAACGCAGCCCGGGUCCUCCAGGCCAGUCGUAUUCUGGGCAUCCCCACCAUCUUGACAGAGCAGUACCCAAAAGGCCUGGGACCCACCGUGCCGGAGCUGGGGGCAGGGGAUCUGACCGCUCAUGCUAAGACCUCUUUCACUAUGAUGAUAGAAGAAGUGGAGAAGGAGCUAAAGACUCUGGGGAACCCUAAACAAGCCAUCCUGUGUGGAAUAGAAGCACAUGCCUGCAUUGCUUGUACUACAUAUGACCUUAUUGAGAAGGGAAUGGAGGUCCAUAUUGUGGCUGAUGCCGUUUCCUCCAGGAGCCAGACGGAUCGGUUGUUCGCUUUGUCCCGAAUGAAGCAAAGCGGGGCUUACCUCACCACCACAGAGGCCGUCCUGCUGCAGCUCGUUCAGGACGCCAAGCACCCCAACUUUAAGGAGAUCCAGAAGCUCCUGGCCCAGCCGUCUCCUGACACCGGCCUCCUCGCCUUCUUCAGCGCUCUGUAGAGAGAUCACCUCAUGUUGCUGCGUUCCACUGUACAACCCUCUGCCUUUUAACACAGGGACUUCAAUAAAGCGUUGCUUUUGCUUUAA
Messenger RNA from Poecilia reticulata (guppy), 871 nucleotides. RefSeq names its product isochorismatase domain containing 2 (gene isoc2). NCBI's taxonomy places the organism in Eukaryota, Metazoa, Chordata, Actinopteri, Cyprinodontiformes, Poeciliidae. The record is from RefSeq and is a predicted model, not a curated record.